CCUCGUGCUUCUACUAACUUGCGAGCAGGGCAGAGCACGAGUCACAAUCUGCCCAAGGCGAGGGAGGGCACGAAAGACGCGCGAGAGGAAACCGACCGUACGAGGGGACCGAGCACAAUUAGAGAAGUGUUGUUGAACGUGGGCUAUGCGCGCAACAAGGGGGGAGCGCGGUGUACAGAGGAGUGAAUGCUUGUAGAGGCUCAGCUUCAGAUUCACAGCCUCCUUCUUGAAGAGUCACUGCACUGACAGAGGAAAGGAGCGAGGGAAGAGAGGAACUCCUAGAAAACUGCAACUCUUGGAGAGAACUACGUGAGUACAGCAUACAGUUUUCAAAACAACAAAUAGGAUAGAUAAACAAGCGGAAGAGUAGACUUUUCCUGGUCAGAAUCUGUUCUGGAAGAGAAAAUGAAUGUGAGCGAAGAGAACCUGCUUAAGUCCAUCAGCAACGACGCGCUCCUCGACCUGACGCAGCGCUACGGCCAAUCAGCCUUUGGGUUCGGUCCUGGCCACGGUGCUGGAAGUCCCGGCCGGUUCCCACUCACACCGGCCAACGACUUCCUCUCCGGGCAGACUGCGAAGUCCAACGAGAGCGGCGGGGAGCACACUAGCGACGACGAGGACGGCUUCGACUCGCUGGAGUCGCGGAAGAGAGGCUCGUCAUUUGGGGACGACAAGCCCGGGGGCCCCCUCACUAAAAAGUCCAAGGAGCAGCGGUCCCUGCGGCUCAGCAUCAACGCCCGGGAGAGGAGAAGGAUGCAUGAUCUGAACGACGCACUGGACGGCCUGCGCGCUGUUAUCCCCUACGCCCACAGCCCCUCGGUGAGAAAACUCUCCAAAAUAGCCACUCUCCUCCUGGCCAAGAACUAUAUCCUCAUGCAGGCUCAGGCUCUGGAGGAGAUGAGGCGGCUGGUGGCGUAUCUGAACCAGGGACAGACCAUAAAUUCACCAAUCCCCACCGCCCUGGCGCCCUUUGGACAGGCUGCCGUCUACCCAUUCUCGGGCUCUACACUCGCCACCUGUGCCGAAAAGUGCACUACUUAUUCCGGGACACCGUCGAGCCUCUUCAAACACUGUAACGACAAGCCUUGAUUUGGUUUUAUUCUCUUUCCUGAACUUUUACCUAUAGGCUACUGCACCCAUGCCGGUCUCUCUCCCACUCUAGUUAUUUUUUUUUUAAAUCAUUCUGUAAAAAAAAUACAAGUUUAGUCUAAUGCAUAAUCUUAAAAUAUUGUUAAGUAAUUAUACUGCAAUGUUUUAUCCAUAUUUAACAAACGCUACAUAUAAAAUAAACAGCAUUGGGCCUUCCUGUAAGAUUAAGUUUGUCGCUCGUACUUUACAGACACUACAGGCCAUGUCCAUAUUAUGAGUUUUUGGUCAAUUUUAGAAGGAUUAAGUUAUCAGCUCUUAUUUGAUCUAUGCAACAUUCAGCAACGACAACAUGAAAAGUAGAAAUGCCCAGACAUGCGACCUAAUCUCGACCUUUAGAUUUAGCAAAUAUGAAAGGACUUCCCUCGACUGACUGUACUGAUGCUAUGUGGAGGAACAAAUGUGAUGUUGGCUGAUACUAUUUUUUGAAACAAUGUGUUGACAAGUUUGUUUUUAUUUAUUUUAAGUCAUUCCACAUCUCACAUGAUUGUAUAGUAACUGUGGAAAAUCAUUUGCUCCAAGCCCGGCUAUACUAUUAUAUUACUACAGUCUAUACAUUGAAGAAGCGUUUUUGGUUGUGUUGCAACAUGGAUUUCAUAUAUUGUUUAUAUGUCUUUAUAAUUAAAACACAUAUCUUUGCUUGGACCUUGUUUUGAUUCAUUUCAACAACCCCAGCUUUUUUUCUCACAUUAAAAAAAACAUUAAAUAGCAUACACACUACAACUUUAAAUGCCAGCCACAAUUGCAUACGACAUAGGACAUACAACACAUUUAUUUUUGCUUGUUAUAUGUUAGUUAUGUUGUAGACAUUAUAUUUGGUAGUUUGAGACUCUGUA
Molecule: messenger RNA, 1982 nt
Organism: Sander lucioperca (pikeperch)
Lineage: Eukaryota; Metazoa; Chordata; Actinopteri; Perciformes; Percidae
Gene: bhlhe23
Product: basic helix-loop-helix family, member e23
Exons: 1
Coding region: 406-1089 (227 amino acids)
Molecular function (GO): protein dimerization activity
Source: RefSeq, a predicted model, not a curated record